AUGCGCUUCACCCCGGUCGUCGCCCUCCUCCCAGCGCUCGCUGUGGCUCAGGAGCAGGUUCCCCUUGCGGACCGUGUCCAGGGCUGGUUCAACAAGGCCAAGUCCUACUUGCCUACUGCCACCCCGGUCGCCCCCGCCGCUGCCGUUGUUGAGAAGGUCGUCGAGAAGACCAAGAUCCAGGAGAAGACCGUCUCCGAGUUCAACUUGACCAACUGGCAGUCCUACCUGGAGCCCGCUUCGGAGCCCCAGGACUGGUUGGUCUACAUCACCGGAGGAAACAAGACUUGCUUCGGUCGCUGUGACAAGGCAGACAAAGCGUUCAAUGAAUCCGUGCUUUUGUUCUCCGCCGAUCCCACCUCCCCUAACCUCGGUAAGCUGGAUUGCGAAGAGAACAAGGUUCUUUGCUCUGCUUGGGGUGCCGGUGCUCCUUCGGUCUGGUUCCUCCAGGUGCCCCAGGCCCAGCUUGGUGAGGAGCGCCCCAACACUCCCCUCCACACCGUCUACCUGAACUCGACCACCGUGACCCCGGAGACCAUCUACAAGGUCCACUCUGAGAAGGUCUGGGAGAAGGCCCCUGCCUACGACGGUCCUCUUCACCCCACGGACGGCUGGCUCGCUCAGAACAACCUUCUGCUCCCUCUUGGAUAUGUCAUCUACGGCUUCAGUGCCAUCCCCAGCUGGCUUUUCAUGAUCGGCAUCAGCUUCUUCAGCCGUACCUUCAUGAGCCGUCGCCUUGGAAACGUCGGCGGCGCGCCCGCUCCUCGUCCGAACUAG
This is a messenger RNA of Aspergillus luchuensis, 774 nucleotides long. RefSeq lists its product as uncharacterized. The transcript has 3 exons. The record is from RefSeq and is a predicted model, not a curated record. Lineage: Eukaryota; Fungi; Ascomycota; Eurotiomycetes; Eurotiales; Aspergillaceae. The coding region runs from base 1 to 774 and encodes 257 amino acids.